Messenger RNA from Suillus clintonianus, 855 nucleotides. RefSeq lists its product as uncharacterized. The coding region runs from base 1 to 855 and encodes 284 amino acids. The transcript has 5 exons. The record is from RefSeq and is a predicted model, not a curated record. Lineage: Eukaryota; Fungi; Basidiomycota; Agaricomycetes; Boletales; Suillaceae.
AUGCCUGCCGCGGAGAUCAUCAGCCUACCUGUCCUGGGGAAAAUGCUUGGAGUAAAUGAGCAGCCAGAGAUGAUAGAUUUUUGCAUACGGCAGGACACAACAGUGAAGGUGCUGAGAGAAAAGCUCAAGGAAUAUGGCCUCCAGUCUACUGGAAAGAAGGUCGACCUCAUCGAACGACUGCGUGAGUAUGCGACUGACGACAGUAGCUGGAGACUCCUCUUCCAACCCGCACAAAAGGGCACGAGAGGAAGCUACACCGGUAAACGAAUGGCGAAAUUGUCGGCGCAGCGCAUCACGUCGCAGUUUGGGGAGCACGAGCUGACUUUAGUGCAGCACAAGAGCAAGCGGGGUGGCAUCAGCCGCAUGGUGCACAGUCUCACACCCGCUGACAUCAACAGCAAUGAUGCUUGGCGCAUGCUAACGGGCGAGAUUGGCAAGGCAACUGAAGUCCUGCAAAACGUCGAAGCCUGGCAGAGCAAGCCUACUACUACACGACAAGUCACUGCGCUGCCCGCUCCUUCACCACCGACAGAAUCACCGUGCUCGACUCAGCCCAACUUGAGGAACCCACAAAUCUCACUUCCUGACAAGGCUGAACUGACUGCUGAGGAUGGUCGAAGCCUGAGUUUGCGCUUCAGACGCUUGGAACAUACCGUCGCAGGCCUGGAGGACACACUCAUAGAGCGCGCAUAUGACCUCGAGAUUGGGAUCAGCAAGAGGGUCACUCGUGAAAUCGCCCCCCUCUUCAACCACGCCAACUUCGAUCAUGCGUCAGGCAACAGCGUGCAUCAGGAAAACGACAAGUUACUUACUCUGACUUAUUGUCAACUUUUCACACACAAUAAGGCGAAAUAA